This is a messenger RNA of Linum tenue, 1807 nucleotides long. Lineage: Eukaryota; Viridiplantae; Streptophyta; Magnoliopsida; Malpighiales; Linaceae. The record is from the annotation of a GenBank genome assembly.
AUGGGAAGCCAUUGUCAUGGAUGUAAGUUAUGGGUGGUGUUUUUGGUGUUGGUGAUGAUGAAGGGAGCAACGGCGGCCGGAGGGCUGGCUGCUAACUGGGGGACUCAGUCGACGCACCCGUUGCCGGCGAACAUAGUGGUGAAGCUUCUGAAGGAGAAUGGGUUCGACAAGGUGAAGUUGUUCGAGGCAGACCCGCCGGCGUUGAAGGCGUUGGGGAACUCUGGCAUCCAGGUCAUGGUUGGGAUCCCAAACGAGCUUCUCGGGCCACUUUCCUCCUCGGUUCAGGCGGCGAUUGAUUGGGUUCAGCAGAACGUGUCCAACUACAUCUCACAAAUGGGUGUCAACAUAAGGCACGUGGCUGUGGGUAAUGAGCCAUUUCUCAAGACCUACAACGACAAAUUCGUACAUACAACAUUCCCAGCUCUUAAGAACAUCCAAGCUGCUUUGAUAAAGGCAGGGUUAGGGAGGCAAGUUAAGGUCACAAUUCCACUCAAUGCUGAUGUCUACCAGAGUGACAACGGUCUUCCUUCUGGCGGCAGCUUCCGACCAGAUAUCCAUGACCUUAUGGUCUCCAUCAUUAAGUUCCUUAGUGAAAGCAAUUCACCCCUUACCUUCAACAUCUACCCUUUCCUGAGCUUGUAUGCUGACUCCCACUUCCCCAAGGAGUAUGCCUACUUUGAUGGCAAUGCUGCCCCUCUCGUCGAUGGAUCCAUCUCCUACACGAACGUCUUCGAUGCCAAUUUCGACACCCUCGUCGCAGCUCUUGACAAGAUCGGUUUCUCCUCUAUGCCUGUCAUUGUUGGUGAGGUAGGUUGGCCCACCGACGGUGACUUGAAUGCCAACGUGGACAACGCCAAGAGAUUCAAUCAAGGGCUUGUCGAUAGGAUACUCCAAGGUCGUGGCACCCCAAGGCGCUCCACCCCUCCAGAUGUCUACAUAUUCUCCUUGAUUGACGAAGAUGCUAAGAGCAUCGAUCCGGGAAACUUUGAGAGGCAUUGGGGGGUCUUCAACUUCGAUGGUGCCCUCAAGUACCAACUCAAUUUGGGGAGUGGUAGAGGUCUGGUCCCUGCCAAAGGUGUGAGGUACUUGACGCGACAAUGGUGUGUCUUGUCCCCUCAAGCAAGCUUGGACGACCCUGCUUUGGCUAGCAGCGUGAGCUACGCUUGUAGUUACUCUGAUUGCACUAGCUUGGGGUCUGGAUCUUCUUGUGGUGUAUUGGAUGCUAGGGGCAAUGCAUCUUAUGCUUUCAACAUGUACUUUCAAACAAUGAACCAGAGGAAAGGUACAUGUUCGUUUAGCAACAACCUCUCUAUGAUUACCACUCUUGAUCCAUCUGCUGGUGCUUGUCGGUUCAAGGUCAUGAUUGAUAUUGGGAAGCAUCAACUGCCUCCUGCACGUUCUUCAUCGACGGGAAGAAAACUCAAGUUUGUACUCAGUGUCACUGCGAUCGUCAUGCUCCUAGUUUCUGGAGCCUAGUAAAGAUGGAGAACCAAAUUUUUCAGCGAGGCAUCAAAUUGUGUUGUAAAUUUCGCAAUUCCGUAAAGAUAAUAAAUUUGUAAUAGAUGUUGAAGUAAGCAUAUUGCAAAUAAUCUACAUCCAUCUCUUUCCAUGCUCACCCCCAACAACAACUUCCCCUGCUAUAAGAUCAGUCUCUUAUAUCGAUGAGCAAGUUAGUAGACUGAGACAACCAUCGGAAGUUGCAUCUAUAUGCACUUUGUAGGAGGAAGUGAAUUACAUUAUCUUGAAAUUACACACAACUGAAUAUUGUAUACAUAUUACUCGUUAACUACAAGAAAUAUUGAAAGAC